Molecule: messenger RNA, 2044 nt
Organism: Anolis carolinensis (green anole)
Lineage: Eukaryota; Metazoa; Chordata; Lepidosauria; Squamata; Anolidae
Product: cholecystokinin receptor
Exons: 5
Coding region: 179-1561 (460 amino acids)
Biological process (GO): neuropeptide signaling pathway
Cellular component (GO): plasma membrane
Molecular function (GO): gastrin receptor activity; neuropeptide receptor activity
Source: RefSeq, a predicted model, not a curated record
GCCGAGCGCUCUUCGCCCAGCCAAGGCGGUGCAGGAGGCAGAGGCAGAGGCGGCGGAGGCAGAGGCGGAGGCAGCAGAAGGGGCUUCGUUCCUUCUCUUCUUGGCUCCUUCUCUCCUCCUCCUCCUCCUCCUCCUCCUUCCAGGGAAGGGCCGGGGUCUCCUCCCUCCUCGGGGGGCCAUGGAGCCUCCGCGGCCCUUCAACGACUCGCUCUGCCGGAGCCCCGACGCAUCUGCCUCCUCCUCCUCCUCCUCUGCAUGGAACGGGACCGGAGCAGCAGCAGCACCAGGAGGGGCGCUGGGGGGCUGCGACCCCUCCCGGAGGGGCCCCCGAGGACUCCGAGACCUGGACGUGUCGGUGCGGGUGCUGCUCUACGCGGCCAUCUUCCUGCUGAGCCUGGUGGGCAACGCGCUGAUCGUGGUGGUGCUGGUGCUCAACCGGCGCAUGCGCACGGUCACCAACUCCUUCCUGCUCUCGCUGGCCCUCAGCGACCUCAUGGUGGCCCUCUUCUGCAUGCCCUUCACCUUCAUCCCCAACAUCAUGCACACCUUCGUCUUCGGGAAGGUCAUCUGCAAGGCCGUGGCCUACCUCAUGGGGAUGUCGGUGAGCGUCUCCACCUUCAGCCUGGUGGCCAUCGCCAUUGAGCGCUACAACGCCAUCUGCAACCCGCUGCAGUCCCGCGUCUGGCAGACCCGCUCCCACGCCUACCGGGUCAUCGCGGCCACCUGGCUGCUCUCGGCCCUCCUCAUGCUGCCGUACCCGGUCUACAGCUCCAUCUCCUCCCCACCUGGACACCCCGCCAUCUUCCAGUGCAGCCCACACUGGCCGGGCAGGCACGUCCGGCAGGCAUGGUACGUCCUGCUGCUGGUGACCCUCUUCUUGGUCCCGGGGCUGGUGAUGACGGUGGCUUACGGGCUCAUCUCCCGCGAACUCUACCGGGGCAUCCAGUUCGAGAUGGACCUCACGCGCAAGGCCACAGCCCACCAGAACGGAGGAACGGACCCCCAUGCGGCGGUGGAGGUGGAGGAAGGGGACGGCUGCUAUGUCCAGGGUCCUCUCCCAGGGACGGCGGGGGCCCCUCCGGUGGAGCUUUCUGUGCUGACCCCUGCGAUGCCGGACCGGGCACGGGUCAACAGCUCGGAGGCCAAGCUGCUGGCCAAGAAGCGCGUGAUCCGGAUGCUGGUGGUGAUCGUGGCGGUCUUCUUCGCCUGCUGGCUGCCGGUCUACGGGGCCAACACCUGGCGGGCCUUCGACGCGGAGUCGGCCCACCGGGCGCUGGCCGGGACCCCCAUCUCCUUCAUCCACCUGCUCUCCUACGCCUCCGCCAGCAUCAACCCCUUCGUCUACUGCUUCAUGAACAAGCGCUUCCGCAAGGCCUUCGCCGCCACCUUCGCCCGAUGCUGCUGCUGCUGCGGACCCCGCGGACCCUGCCCCUUCGUAUCCGCGGCCCUGCGGCGGAGGAGGCAGCAGCGCGGACCCUGCGAGGAAGAGCUCACCACCGCCAGCGGGCCCUCCCUCUCCAAGAUCAGCUACACCACCGUCAGCAGCGCCGGGCCCCUCUGAGGAGGACCCCCUUCAGCACCCUCAGGAAGAAAGACCCCCCCCAUUUGCCCCAGACUGACCCCCUUGAGGGCAUGCGUCAUGGGUUGGGGGGUGCAUGAAGGGGGGUUUUUCCCCCUCCCCAUGUUGUCGGUCCUCCUAAACAGCCCCCCUCCAUUUCUAGAUCAUUCCCUCAAAGGAAUGAUUAACUUCAUCCCAUAGACAUGUGAUUGUACUGAGCAUGUUCAGGCUCAGGACUCCCUUUUGUAUUCACUUUUGCAUCAGACCUGAGGCUGUUAGGAAUGGUGGGAGUUGGAGUCCACAGCACCCGGAGGGAGGGGCCAAGUUGGCCCUUGAGUCAUAGCUUUACCUGAAAGCCCCCCUCUUUCCCUGCAUUGCUUCUGCUUCUUCGUUUCUGCCAUUUCAGGGAGGGGGCUGCAUGGGGUGGGUUUCCUUUGUGUUUCUUUUGUGAUUGUGAAAUAAAGCCCACAACUGUUCUGAACCGCC